This is a messenger RNA of Postia placenta MAD-698-R-SB12, 2667 nucleotides long. RefSeq names its product glycoside hydrolase family 2 protein. Gene Ontology annotation, biological process: carbohydrate metabolic process; glycoprotein catabolic process. Gene Ontology annotation, molecular function: beta-mannosidase activity. The record is from RefSeq and is a predicted model, not a curated record. NCBI's taxonomy places the organism in Eukaryota, Fungi, Basidiomycota, Agaricomycetes, Polyporales, Adustoporiaceae. The transcript has 17 exons. The coding region runs from base 1 to 2667 and encodes 888 amino acids.
AUGGAGACUCAUACUCUAAUCCUGACAGACGGGUGGCAUUGGAAAGAACGGGAUCCCACAGUACAAUCGGUCCUCGAUGAGCCGCAGAAUGGCAGGCUGCCUUGGACUAUAGCUCGGUCGUUUCCUUCCGAAAUACACGUGGAAUUGAUGCAAAAUGGUCGCAUUCCUGACCCAUUCCUUGGCUUCAACGAGCACAAGAGAGAAUGGCUCUACUUCUGCAAGUUUCCGUUCUCCCGAGGUAACGCGGCGCACGCCGAGCUGCUUCUCGAGGGCCUCGAUACUGUCUGCGAUGUAUAUCUGAAUGACACUAAGGUCCUGACGGCGGACAAUAUGUUCCGGUCGUAUUCAGUACGUCUGAGCGUUGUUGCGAUCCAGCUGUCUGAUCUCCGUGUGGAGAACGUAUUACUUCUUCACUUCAAGUCUGCGGAGCUCGCCGCGAAAGACCUUGAGAAGCGCUACGGACGCGUCAGGGCGGGGUCAGCCAAUCUUGGUGAUCCUAGUCGUGUGUACCUUCGGAAAGCACAGUAUGGAUGGCGAUGGGAUUGGGGCCCUGAGCUAAUGACAUGCGGGCCCUACCGCCCUAUAAGCCUAAUCACCUACACAGCGCGCUUAUCCGAUGUCCAUCCGCGCGUUAGCGUCUCGUCCGGUCCAGCGCUGUUGCCUUCGCUCAAGCUCAAUUUAACUAUAGCAGGCCGAGUCUCAGCUGCUCAGGCUGCCCAUGUCGUAUUGAAGGACACGGACGGCGGAUUUGUUGUCCGCGAGGCGCAUAUACCUCUAAGCAUCACCGAACCGCGGGAUGGGGAUGUGGUAGAGGUCACGGACAUUGUGUCAUGGGAUCUAGACACCGUGGUCGAACUAUGGUGGCCGGUAGGCUAUGGCAAGCAGAAGUUAUACAUACUGGAAGUAGUUUUGCUCGGACAGAACAAUAUGCAACUUGAUCAGCAAUCGAAGCGUAUUGGCUUCCGUCGCGUCGAGCUCAUCCAAGAGCCCCUGGGAGAAGCUGACCAGCACGGUAAGGGAACAACGUUCCUCUUCGAGGUGAAUGGUGUACGAAUGUUCAUGGGCGGUUCGAAUUGGAUCCCGGCGCACAAUUUCUUGACGCAGAUCACUCCUGAGCGAUACCGUGCAUGGCUGACUUUACUACGAGACGGCAAUCAGAACAUGGUCCGCCUAUGGGGUGGAGGAGUAUACGAGCCGGAUGUGUUCUACGAUACCUGCGAUGAACUGGGGAUUUUGGUAUGGCAGGACUUUCAGUUCGCAUGUGGAGUAUAUCCCGCGCACGACGAGUUCAUUGCGAGCGUAAAAGCAGAGGCUGAAGAUAACGUCAGGCGAUUGAGACAUCACCCCGCGAUGGCUCUGUGGUGCGGAAACAACGAAGACUACCAGCAGGUCCUCCAAUGGGGAGGAAUCACCGACCUCCCUGCACGGCUGAUUUACGAAUCUGUUCUCCCAUCUGUCGUUGCUGCGUUGACCGAUCCGCCGCUCCCAUAUCACCGCGGUUCACCUUAUGGGGGCCAAGACUGGAACACUGCAGAUCCAACCGUGGGCGAUAUCCAUCAGUGGGACGUGUGGGCCGGGCGCGAGCGGCCGUGGCAGGAGUAUGGACGUAUGGGCGGGCGCUUCGUGAGCGAGUUUGGAAUCCCAUCGAUGCCAGACAUACGCACAGUGGAUUACUGGCUCGCGGGAAACACGAAGGAGCGUUGGGCUCAGUCGAAGAUGAUAGCGCAACAUAAUCGUGCAGGAAACCAUGAACGGCGGUUCGCGAUUUUAAUGAACGAGAACUUUAGGCUUACGAGUGACCUCGAGACACACGUGUAUAAUACACAGCUGAUGCAGUCUGAAGCCGUCAGUCUCGCGUAUAGGAUAUGGAGAAGAGAGUGGCGAGGCAGAGGGAAGGAAUUUACGGCAGGAGCCCUUGUAUGGCAGCUGAAUGAUUGUUGGCCUGUAACGUCUUGGGCAAUAGCGGAUUUCUUUUUGCGAGCAAAGCCGGUUUAUUAUUCGAUCGCGCGUGAACUUGCUCCAGUGUCUGUGGGGAUCUUCAGACGUGUGGUCAAGAAUAGGGAGAACGACAGGCCCGUACAAUUCUAUGAGUUUGGAGCUUUCAGAUCAGUCGACGCUACGAUAGAGGUGUGGGGCACCAAUAGGUCUCUGGGGCCGAAGAAUGCCACUUUAGUCUUGAAGUGUGUCGAUCUGCUUUCCGACUGGACUCGCGAGGACGUUCGGCAGGUUGUUCUCCUCCCUAACCAAUCGACGGAGCUCCUUUCGAUUCCAUGCCCAUGCCCGCCUCCAUCUCAGUCGUCUGAUGCCCCUUCCGUGACGUCGUCGUUCUCGGUCGUCGUGGCUGCUCAACUCAUCGAUCCACAACUGUCAGCGGACAAGGUCAUUGCGCGAUAUGCAGACUGGCCGCAGCCCUACCGCCAUGUUGACGUGCCCGACCCGGGAUUGCGCAUCAAGAUAGAUGGCGAGUUGAUUGCAAUUGAUGUCGAGAAGCCUGUCAAGGGCUUGUUCUUUAGCACGGACGACGAGACUGGGGAGAACAACGUGCGUUGGAGUGACAAUGCGUUGGAUGUGAUGCCCGGGGACAAGCAGUGUAUACAAGCGAAGGGAUUAGGCGGAAAGCGAGUCAAGGUUGCAUACCUAGGAAACGAGCGCGGAUAUCACCUGUAG